This is a messenger RNA of Hyalella azteca, 2542 nucleotides long. RefSeq names its product sorting and assembly machinery component 50 homolog A. The record is from RefSeq and is a predicted model, not a curated record. Gene Ontology annotation, biological process: protein insertion into mitochondrial outer membrane; mitochondrial respiratory chain complex assembly. NCBI's taxonomy places the organism in Eukaryota, Metazoa, Arthropoda, Malacostraca, Amphipoda, Hyalellidae. Bases 142 to 1539 code for a protein of 465 amino acids. Gene Ontology annotation, cellular component: SAM complex; outer membrane. The transcript is spliced from 12 exons.
CAGAGAGUGCUCCUUUACUAUGCAUUGAACGGACUGCCAUUACACAGUCAAAAUGACCAGCUAGAAGCUUUAGUUUAGAUUAUUUGUUAAAAACAACUCAAGAUACUUGUUCUCUAGUGUUGCAUUGCCUGCAGUCACAGGAUGGGGACUGUCUAUGCCAAGAGUGUUGACCAAGAUGCCGACAAGGAGUCUGUUCGGAAGAGCGACCGAAUCGACUUGCAGAGCCUCAAGGCUCAGGUGCAGAGGGUGCAUGUGGCAGGCAUAGGACGUACCAAGGAGGACAUCAUCAUCAGCAGCGUCAAGGAUGUCUUCUCCGCCAACAACUUCCAGUCUGUUGUACUGAAGAUCCAUGAAGCACGCAGUCGACUAGAGGAGCUUGGCUGCUUCAAGGGCGUGGAUGUCCUCAUUGACACCUACGAGGGAUCUGAUGCCCUCACUGAUGGCAUACAAGUCACAUUCGAAGUGGAGGAGGUGAAGGUGCUUGGUGCCCAGGCCAACACCGCCGUGGGGCAAAACGAGGCGCUCUUUAAUGGCGGCGCCGCGCUCAGGAACAUCCUGGGGCGCGGUGAGCACUGCACCGUCAGCUACGGCCGUGGUACUAAGAAGACAACCGCCUUCGCUGUCACCGCCGUCAAACCCAUCCAUGACCGCUUCAGAUCAAGAGUGACGAGCAGUGUGCACCAGAGUUCCCUGGAGGCGGGCUGGUCGGGGUACAAGCUGUUGGAGCGCGGCGCUGCUCUGGGCGUCACAUUCAACACCACCCCCACCACGAGCCACGAGUUGACAGCAGAGGCAGCAUGGCGACAUUUGUCCUGCUUGUCAAAGACGACAGCUUUUGGCGUGCGGGAGCACAGCGGCCACACCCUCAAGACCUCCAUCAGGUACUGCGUCAGCGUCGACACCAGGGACCAGCACAUCUUCCCCACCCGCGGCCACCUCCUCAGGGCCCAGACCGAGGCAGCGGGCUACGGUGGCAACGUGGGCUUCUCGAAAUCCGAACUCCAACUACAGGCCAACCAAGCUCUUGCUGGGGAGCUGUCCUUUGAUGUGGUCAGUGCUGGGGAGCUGCCCUUUGAUGUGGUGACGCAAGUAAGCCUGAGCCUAGGUCACCUCGCGCCUCUGGGGUCCAAGGGCUUCACCAUCGCCGACCGCUUCUUCAUGGGCGGCCCCACCACCUUCAGGGGAUUCCAGAUGGGGGGCGUCGGGCCCCACAGCGACAAGUGUGCCUUGGGCGCGCAGAGCUACUGGCUGGGCAGUGCACACGCCUACGCGCCGCUGCCGCUGCUGCCGCGAGGUUCCUUCGUCGACCGCUUCAGGCUGCAUGCCUGGGCCAGCGCCGGCACCCUCGCCGACCCAGCCGCGGGAGGCGCCGACGCAGCAGCCAACUUGGCCGCCCGCAUGAGUCUGGGGGCGGGCGUGGCCGUGAACGUCGGGGGCGUGGCGCGCGUAGAGCUCAAUUACUGCGUCCCAGUGAGACACAGACCCUGGGACAAGACCCAGCCGGGACUGCAGCUCGGCAUCGCUGCUGAUGUUCUUUAGCGAAGCUUCCAUGAUCCUGGUUCAUUGUAUCGCUUUGACUUUCACGAUAUUCUUGUUUGUUUGCUAUUGCAUCACGUAUUGCUGUAUGGUUAUCACUGUGUCGCUUUACCAAUACGUUCGUAUAGGUACAUAUACAGCGACGUGUAUGCACAUAGAUGUGCCAACGACACUCGAGUUGAAUGCUAAUCUUGGCAACGACAGUGAGUUUGAAUUUCUUUAGGGCAAGCGUCAAGAACGUGAUAAGGUCAUGUAAUAAAACUGUGGCAGUCAAGCUGUUUCCUCAUGUCAAUUUUUCGCUUGGGUCAACUUGACCGUGUUCAUAAUUAAAGGUUUUAACUUUCCUCGCUUCAUUUGCGUGUCGAUAUCGCUCUUGGUGACAGCGAUGGCAACGAGUUUAUGGUUCACCGAGCUGGGUCAUGGCUGAUAGGAGUGAUGAGGUGCAGCUACCAGGCUCAUGUAAAUAAUUAAAGUUUGUUCCAAUUAUUUAUAGCGAUGUUGGAAGCGCGGUUUGAAGUCUUCACAGAUUCAAGUCGUGAAUUUCGACGGAUAAGUAAAUGUUAAAGUACAGUUGAAUCAAAAUACCUGGGGCAGUGAGCUAUGGAAAACGCCUAAGUUUUUAAAUUUCGUCGAAUGUUAUGUCCACGGUACGGUUAAACCUAAAAUAAAUUUGUAUUACCUCUACAUCAAUGAAUUCUAACAUGAGCGCUGGUGCUAAGAAUAUUAUUUAUGUAAACUAAGUUGUAUAGUAAGUUUAACCAAAAUAAGAAUGGAAGAUGGUGCCUGUGAAAUGCAAAAUUGUACUACGGUCUAUCCCGGGUACUUUCCUGCCGCCAUUGUGUAAAAAUUGGUGUGUUAGGAAUAUAUUGUAAAAAAAAUGUUUUCUGGUAAUAUAAUCCAGUCUUCAGGGUCAGCAUCUGUUAAAUAAGCUACAAUGGGAGAAAUCGAUUAAUGUGCUUACUUCGGAAUAUAAAAUCAAACGACGCAACAAACCUUGUUGAUUAUA